Messenger RNA from Choloepus didactylus (southern two-toed sloth), 398 nucleotides. RefSeq names its product signal recognition particle 9 kDa protein. Lineage: Eukaryota; Metazoa; Chordata; Mammalia; Pilosa; Megalonychidae. Gene Ontology annotation, biological process: SRP-dependent cotranslational protein targeting to membrane; negative regulation of translational elongation. The coding region runs from base 61 to 321 and encodes 86 amino acids. Gene Ontology annotation, cellular component: signal recognition particle, endoplasmic reticulum targeting. The record is from RefSeq and is a predicted model, not a curated record. The transcript has a single exon. Gene Ontology annotation, molecular function: 7S RNA binding.
GCCACCCCCGGUCUCGCGGCUUUGCCUCUCUUCCCCCAUCCCCUUCCACCCCGAGCCAAGAUGCCGCAGUACCAAACGUGGGAGGAGUUCAGCCGCGCGGCCGAGAAACUCUACCUCGCCGACCCUAUGAAGGCACGUGUGGUUCUCAAAUAUAGGCAUUCUGAUGGAAGUCUGUGUAUUAAAGUAACAGAUGAUUUAGUUUGUUUGGUGUAUAGAACAGACCAAGCUCAAGAUGUAAAGAAGAUUGAGAAAUUCCACAGUCAACUAAUGCGACUUAUGGUAGCCAAGGAAUCCCGCAGUGUUGCCAUGGAAACUGACUGAAUGGUUUGAAAUGAAGACUGUCAUGUUCUUAGGAAGUAAAUAGAUAAUCUUUUGAAUUUGAGGAAGUGUUGGGACAG